AUGCCAGUUGCAGCAGGCCAGAAACAGCGCGCAAUUGAACCCGUCAUCUUGCUGCAGCUCGUUGUCUCUGCCAUCGCGCCGUUCUUUACCACCUUUCCUUCGGUGCAGUCAGUAAUUGCACCUCAGACCGACCUUAAAACCACAGGUACUUUGACACGCACACACAAAGACGCACACUCCACACUCUCUCACGUCGUCACAAUUGCGAUAAUCCUGGCUGCGGCAUAUCCAAUUUUGACUGCCAGUGGGGCCAGAGCUCAGCCGGAUUCCCUAGCUGCCUCUUUUGCGACGACCGGAGGACACGACCCAGAGCAGAUCCCUGUCGCUUCGUGUCGCAGCCGAUUUGUUAACACGCGAGGCAUCCUCGUCGCGACUGCUCGACUUAUCGCAUCGCCGCAACUCCAGAGGCCUAUCAUCAUCGCCAGCUUCACUCUCGUCGACGUUAUUGGACCUGUUCCCAGUCCCGUGAUUCUCCCUGCCUGCGGAGAACAAUCUUCCAAAACACCCGCGACGCCCGUCUCUCGCGUCGCUACUGGACGCCUCGGUCAUUGCCCUCGUCGUCCAUUCCUCUGGCGACCCUCACGCCUGCUUGACAGGGCGUUGGGGAGAACCCGCCAGUCCGGCCAGCAAAUCGCUGCCGCCGACCGUUCAGACCCGUGUGCCACUUCGGCGCAAAAAGACACCACACACACCAUAAACCCAGCCAAGAGACCCGCCCACGGCGACACCAUUGUGUCCCCCAUUUCAGGAGCUCAGGCCGGCUCAGUCUAUGAACAGCGAUGCCUCGGUCGCGAGCGGUGGAACGGCAUUCUGGCUGUGAACCGCUUCAUCCGGUGCCUAGUCGGCAUUGCCCAAACACACGAACGGCAAGGCGACCGGCGUGCUGGUGAUGCCGGCGAGGCCUAUUGCGAACAUGUAGAAGUCUACCUGUGA
Molecule: messenger RNA, 933 nt
Organism: Thyridium curvatum
Lineage: Eukaryota; Fungi; Ascomycota; Sordariomycetes; Thyridiales; Thyridiaceae
Exons: 5
Coding region: 1-933 (310 amino acids)
Source: RefSeq, a predicted model, not a curated record